Caretta caretta (loggerhead turtle) is the source of this 1345-nucleotide messenger RNA. It is a transcript of the gene NUDT14, whose product is annotated as nudix hydrolase 14. Gene Ontology annotation, molecular function: UDP-sugar diphosphatase activity; metal ion binding. Lineage: Eukaryota; Metazoa; Chordata; Testudines; Cheloniidae. The record is from RefSeq and is a predicted model, not a curated record. Gene Ontology annotation, biological process: nucleoside phosphate metabolic process; ribose phosphate metabolic process.
CGGUUGCCGCGGGGGAGGUUCCUUUCGCCUUACCGAGGACGGUUGCCGCGCAGGCGGCGCGCGACGCCGCUCUAGUCUGCAGGCCGGGGUGAGCGGCCGCAGGCUGCCCACGGCCACGCCCCGGUUCCCGGGGCCGCUCCUGCCGCACAUGGAGGCCAUAGAGGAGCUGGCGCUGGCGCCCUGCGCCUCCUCCCAGUACUUGCGGCCCUUCCGGCUCCGCUACCGGCAGAAUGGCACUAAGAAGUUUUGGGACUUUAUGAGGACACAUGACAGUGUCUCAAUCCUGAUAUUUAAUUCCUCUCGGCAAUGCUUUGUUAUGGUGAAGCAGUUCCGCCCAGCUGUUUACAUGUGUGAAAUGGAACGGCACCGGCCUCAAGACUUUCAAAGUAAAGACCAGGAUAGCUGGUGUCCUCUAUUGGAUCCCUUACCAGCUACAGAAGGCGUGACCUAUGAACUCUGCGCUGGCAUAGUAGACAAGCCAGGACUUUCUUUGGAGGAAAUUGCAUGCAACGAAGUCUUAGAAGAAUGUGGUUAUGACGUUCCCAUUACAAACCUGAAGAAAAUCACUUCGUUCAGGUCCGGAGUUGGUGUGACUGGUUCUAAGCAAACCUUAUUUUAUGCAGAGGUAACAGAUCAGAUGAAAACUGGAGAAGGUGGAGGCCAGCCUGAAGAGGGAGAGCUGAUUGAAGUUGUAGAAGUACCUUUACAGGACUCCAUGAAAUUUGCUUUUGAUGAGCAUUUCCCUAAGACAAUGGGCGUUAUCUUCAGCUUCAUGUGGUUCCAAAGCAAUGUUGCCCUGGGGCCGCUGAAAAAAUAAAAUGAGCACCAUGAUUUUCUAACUUGACAAAUGACUUCCUCUUUGUUCUGUGGAUCACUGAGAUAUGGGUAGGGAAGCAGGAGGGGGAGUUGCAUACAAAAAAACUGAUCAUAGACUCUCUAGAUUUUAAAAUUAAAAUGUAGCGUGAAAUCCUGGCCCCCCCCAUGAAAUCCAUCGCAAAACUCCCGUUGACUUCAGUGGGGCUGGGAUUUGACCCUAAGUGUCUCAGGGUCAAAUUUAUUGGUUAAUGUGAUUGCUCAGGAAACUGGAACUUGCAUAUUAAAGACUUUUCUAAAGAGCCUAUUACAUGAAAAUGGAAAAAGAAAAGUCAACAAACGAAAGACUAUAAAGCAUCUAGAGUGGCCAUGAAUCCAGAGGCUAUACGUUUUAUGCAAAUUAAUAGUUUCUGCAUGAAAGUAAAGAUACUGUAAACCAUCUUAGCAAGCAGCUGUUCAUUGUAUCCACCUGAAAGUGAACGUGUUUACUAAAGUUUUCUCUCAACUUUAAUAAAUGUUGAAUAAUACCCGU